Paramecium sonneborni is the source of this 493-nucleotide messenger RNA. The record is from the annotation of a GenBank genome assembly. Lineage: Eukaryota; Ciliophora; Oligohymenophorea; Peniculida; Parameciidae.
AUGAAAAAACUGAAUUAUCAACCAAAAUAAAUGUUCAUUAAUAAUAUUUUGAGUACUCAAAAACAUACUCCAUAAGUUUGUUUUAAAGAAUUAAUAACACUAAAUUCAUAAUCUUAGCAAAAUAUUUUUGAUUAAGAGAAGUUACUUUAAUAAAUGGAAAGAGUUGUAUUAUCAUGUUAUUAGUUGCAAAAAUGUAAGUUUUAUAAAUAAAUGAGUAGAUUGGGAAUAAAUUUAAACUUGCUAUAUAGAAUUAAAUGCUUUAUAGAGUAAUAUUGGUAAAUUAGAAAAAAUAAAUAAGCCCUCAUAAAAUAGUUAUUUAAUAUUAAGACAAUUGAUUGAGAGUGUUUUUUAGAAGUGUGAAAGUUAAAAAGAAAUCAUAUUGAACAAGAAGUGCUAGAAUAGUUUAUUAAUGAUUGGAGGAAUGAAGGAAAAUGAGCUAAACUUUGGAUAGAUUAACAAUGGUUUUGUUUCUGAAUGUUGGAUAUGAAUUAUU